AUGGCUGUUCAGAGCGCCGUUGUAAUAGAGCGACAAGGGGCUGCGCAACUCGUGCACGACCGACCCGUUCCUAAACUACGAGAUGAUUACAUUCUGGUCAAGACGGCGGCCGUAGCCGUCAAUCCAACCGACUGGAAACAUAUACAAAGCUUGGUGCAGGUACCGGGUCCGCUAGUCGGGUGCGACUACGCCGGGACGGUUGUUGAGGUUGGCUCAAAGGUCACAAAGGCAUUCAAGAAAGGCGACCGCAUCUGUGGUUUUGCGCAUGGUUCAAAUGCUGUCCAGCACGAAGAUGGAACUUUUGCAGAAUAUAUCGUCGUUAAAGGCGACCUGCAAAUCAAGGUCCCCGAGAACCUUAGCUUUGAGGAAGCUGCCACGCUGGGCGUAGGCAUUACGACGGUCGGACAAGGCCUGUAUCAGGAACUCAAACUGGCGCCCCCAGCUUCUCCCACCACGACGGGGCAACAAAUUUUGAUCUAUGGAGGAAGCACCGCAACUGGCAGCUUGGGCAUCCAGUACGCUAAGCUCUCUGGCUAUACGGUGUUAACGACUUGCUCUGCACGAAACUUCGAGUUUGUCAAAUCACUUGGAGCUGAUGCAGUCUUCGAUUAUAACGACGAGCAUUGUGCGGCAGACAUUCGCAAGUUUUCGCAGAGUAGACUCGCCUUGGCGUGGGAUACGGUCUCCCUCGCUUCGUCUGCUGCAAUUUGCGCCAACGCACUAACCACUGCGCCUGGUUCGAAGUACGCUGCCCUCCUUCCAGUUGAUCUGGGUCGGGGGGACGUCGAAGUCUCUGUCACCCUCGCGUAUACUGCUCUAGGCGAGAGCUUCACAUUCGGCGCACGCGAAAUCCCGGCCAGCACUCCCGACUUUCAAUUCGCAAAGACUUUCUGGGAGUCCAGUCGCAACCUCCUGCAGGAGGGCAAAAUCAAGGUCCAUCGUCCAAGAGUUGGAAAAGGAUUGAGCGGUGUCCUCGAAGGGCUGGAGCUCCUAAAGUCCAACAAAGUCAGCGGGGAGAAAUUGGUUUAUGUGCUGGAUAUCGGGAAAGAUUAG
This is a messenger RNA of Purpureocillium takamizusanense, 1053 nucleotides long. RefSeq lists its product as uncharacterized. The coding region runs from base 1 to 1053 and encodes 350 amino acids. Gene Ontology annotation, molecular function: oxidoreductase activity, acting on NAD(P)H. The record is from RefSeq and is a predicted model, not a curated record. NCBI's taxonomy places the organism in Eukaryota, Fungi, Ascomycota, Sordariomycetes, Hypocreales, Ophiocordycipitaceae. The transcript has a single exon.